AUGGCCUCGACAGAACCGCCAGUGUUUGGCCCGGUGGGUAAGGAGGGCGAUGUCGAUGGCUUCGCCAUAGCUGCAAUCGAUUGGGAGGCGGGCGUGUUGGACACUCUGGAAGCGAAGCUGAAGCGAUUGCUUCCCGCAGCAGGAGGAGAAGAAGCGCCCAUAGAAGAAACCAUCGCCGGGGCAACCGCCGCCACCCCCGCGGAGACAGAGAGAGCGCAGCUCAUGGAAGAAAUCGAUAGGCUUGGCGAGGAAAAGGAGCAGCUCAGGGAGAAGAAGCUCGCCCUGCUGCGGCAGCAGCAAUCUCCAAAGAGCUCAGGCGCUGGUGUGGCUGUGGAGGAUUUGACGAUCGAAGAUGCUGGAGACGAGAAUAAGAUGCGACUGGACGAGGGUGUUUCGACCGAGAGCAGUGGGGAGCCUCGAGUGGUUGUGGACUAUCUCCGCUUUCCGGCUGCAGGGGUGGAGGCGGAGGCUUCGACGUUCGUGCUGCCGGAUCCCCCGUCCCCGUGCGCGGCGGCGGUGGGGGCGGCGGUGCUCGAAUCUUUGAUGACUUCUAGGCCCUCGAUGGACUCCCUCCCCGGGCUGAUCUCGCCGUCGGAAGAAGAGAUGCUCGCCGCGUUCUCUUACGACGACUUCUCCCCCUCCCCGUACACCACGAGUUCUCCCCCGGCGUCGCCCCCUUCCCCUGCCCACGCCGACGAUGCCGCGGAAGCAGGCGAAGACCCGUGGCCAGAUUGUGACGGGAAUGGCAUGGACUCCCCACCUCUGAAAGGGGACACGACAUCGGUGGACGCUGCUACGGAAGCAGGAUCUUCGAUCUCGUCGUCAUCAGUGUCCGACAACGAGUUGGACCACGUGCUACCCGCCUUUGGCCUUCCCCCGUCGCCGGCUUCUGCAAGGGGAUCGUCUCCAGAUGAAACAGUUGCAUAG
Ectocarpus siliculosus is the source of this 927-nucleotide messenger RNA. The record is from the annotation of a GenBank genome assembly. NCBI's taxonomy places the organism in Eukaryota, Phaeophyceae, Ectocarpales, Ectocarpaceae.